UGGAGAUUACAAGGAUUACGGGCCAUAUAAACAGAAAACCACGCGUUACCACUGUCAACACCGUUUGACAUUUGCGUGCGUGGCCUUGCGUCGUGUGAUUGCUGGCGGCGUGAGCGGCUGUCAGAUUGUAACCUGCAGUUUAUUUGAAGUAUUUUCUUGCACCUCUUUAUUUUAUUUAUACUGACAUGUCGAAAGUUCUACGCAAUACAUUGAGAAGUUGCGUUAAUUUAACGACUUUAGGAGAAAACUGUUUAUUUGUAAAAUGUUUCAGUUCUAGUUCACUAAGAUACAGAGCAAAGAUUAUUGAUGGUGUUAAGAUAGCUAGAGACAUUCGUAAUGAAUUGAAGGCAGAAGUUAAUGAAUGGGUUGCUCAUGGAAAUAGACAACCCCAUUUGACAGCAAUUCUUGUGGGAGAAGAUCAAGCAAGUCAUGCAUAUGUAUCAGCUAAAAUGAAAGCUGCGAAGUAUGUAGGAAUCACUAGUGAGACUAUCAAAUUACCAGCAACCAUAUCUGAAACAUCACUACUGUCAUACAUUGAUCAAUUAAACAAUGACAAUGGAGUUGAUGGAAUUUUAGUACAGCUUCCUCUGCCUGAGCACAUUACAGAGCGAGCUAUCUGUAACGCUGUUACACCUCACAAAGAUGUUGAUGGUUUUCAUAUAGUAAAUGUUGGUCGUUUCUGUUUGGACAUGAAAACUCUAGUACCAUGUACUCCCCUUGGUGUCCAUGAGCUCAUUAAGAGAUCAGGUGUGCCCACCUUAGGCAAAAAUGCUGUUGUCUGUGGUCGUUCCAAAAAUGUAGGAAUGCCUAUAGCAAUGUUGUUGCAUGCUGAUGGAACAGGGGAGACAGGUGCCAUGGAUGCCACUACAACAAUCUGCCAUCGCUAUACACCUGCUGAUCAACUAGCUAUGCUUACUAGAACUGCAGAUAUUAUUGUCACUGCUGUAGGUAUUCCCAAUCUGAUUCGGGCAGAUAUGGUGAAAGAAGGAGUAUGUAUUAUUGAUGUAGGAAUAACAAGAGUAAAAGAUGAAAAGACUGGCAAAGACAGGCUAGUUGGUGAUGUUGAUUUUGAUGCUGUUGUGGAGAAGGCAGGACACAUCACCCCUGUGCCUGGCGGUGUCGGCCCUAUGACAGUAGCCAUGUUGAUGAAAAACACCUUACUUGCAGCCCGAAAGGAAGUUGUAUAUAACAUUCUGGAUCCAGGUGCAGUUGUACAGAAGAAGGCUUCUCAACUUCGACCUUAAUAUAAAAAAAAACUUCAAGGUGGGGUGGGAGAAGAAAAUUUAAGACUGUCGUGCAUCUAAUGCCAUUAGUGGAUUUUAAAAUCCUGUUGACACCUUUUAUUAUCUUUUGAUAUGGUAACUCAUGACAGCUGUCCUAUCUUAGAAAAAUGUUUGAUGGUUUGUGUCAACAUUAAUCGGCCUGAAAGAUUUAAUUAUUGAUAAGUUAAAUUGCAUCAAUUGGUAUUGGUUCAGGUCACUUUUUGGGUUUUCAUCAACAUUAUUCUUAGCAUGGAUGGAGAUUAAUUUACAAAAAAUAAGUUGGAGAGUUUGUUAAACUAAUAUUCUUAGAACCUAUUUUACUUUUUGGAAAGUAACAAAAUUACUGAACUGAGUUCAGUUUUAGAAGUAUUUUCCUGCACGCAGUCUUAUUUGCACAUAGUGUGAGUAAUGAACGCAGCAGUAUUAUGAGGUUUUAAUGAUUAAUACACAUUUUGUUACAUAGGCUGCUUUUAUUUAAGUGUGCCCUUCACUUUUGUGCCAUUUUUUUAAAGAUAUAAUAAAAUAGUUUCCACUACAUUUCAUUGUUCUUAUUUUACAAUGUAUUCUACAUUUCUAAUUAAACAAUGGAUUUCACAACACAGUUUCAAAUAUAUUAACAUCAACCUUGUGAAACUUUGUGAAAAUACAAAUGGAAACAAAUAUUCAAGCACUUUAGUGCAAUACAUUUUAAUAAUGAAUACAAUAAGAAAAACAAAUGUUACAAAGUUAUGAAAUUUACAUGCUUCUUUUAAUUAUUUUGAAGAAUCCUUGAAGCUUGUUUACAUUUGUGUCUGCUGUAACUACAAUGGAAAGCAAUAGUGAAAACUUGUCUUUUAUUCAAGGAGUAAAUUUAAGAAUAUUUUCUUAUGAGCUCCAACACAAGCUGGAUAAUCCCAAACCAGCAAAUUUUCAUACUCAUAAAACAGUGACAUGAAGACAAGUUCAGAAAGAAAUCUGCUAGUGUUCUCAAUAGUAGUAAAAUAAAGAGAAGAAAGUGUUUGAAAGCUAGUGUUGCUACUCGUAGAUUGCUUAUUAAUGUUUCUAAUUAUUAUUUAAAAUUGGAUAGAUGUGCAAGGUUACAUUGAAACAGUCAAUCACUCAGGAACAAUAGGCUAUACAGAAACCUUGCGUUCUCUUGAACGAAUCCUACAAUAAUAUGCUUUUACUUAGCAAAUUUCAACCAUUGAAGAACCAUGGUAAUAUAAUAUAGAAAAUUAUUUCAAAAACAGUGCUCUUCUAUAAAAACAACCACCAAUAUUUACAACCCCGGUCAAGAAUUUUAAUUAAGGAUUUUCAUGAUUCUACUACCACGUUCAUUAACUUCCCAGUUUCUUCAUUAAGCGACUUUCAAUAAAAAACAGAACAACAUAAGAGAAAAAUAUGAAAGAUUUUAUUUCAUGUAACAUAAAUAUGUCAUCUGCUAUUGAAUGUAAAUUCUAUUUCUGGAACCACAUAUUCUCUCACUGCACACAAAAUAACAACAUAGUAGUUAUCUCACAAAUAUUACAUUCAAUGUUCUUUGGUGAAAUAGGCACAACCAUCUUCGAGAAAUAAAAAUUUGAAUAUUCUUUGAAGUGACUUCAAAUAAAAAGAAAUUUGAAUCAAUAUGCAUUAUCCACACCAUAUUUCUCAAUGAUAAUUAAUACUUGAGUUUUACUAUCUCUACAAAUCUGAGUAAAAUGUUGAAAAAAAUAUUUUAUAGCAUGAACAACAUUGUAACCAAGCAUUUUAAGUAACGUUACAUACCGUCAAUAAUUAUACCAACAAUACAUUGAAAAAGGAAGAGUAAACAGCCUCUAGUAACCAUUUUACAAUAAUGUACAACAAAUUUUGAAUUACAGGCAACAAUUAACAAACUUAAAUCAUGUGACUAUUCACUUGCAGCUGCUUUAAUGACUAAAAUCUGAUAGCCAAGCAAAUAUUUAGUACAUUUGUUAAAGUAUCAUUUGAAAUACUUUUCCUUACACAGCAAGAAUUAGUAACUAAUAAUGUACAAACUUUGAAGAAACAUUACAAUAGUUGUGGAGUAACAGUGUAUGCUUAACAAGAGCAUUUACUAAGUUUCAGAAGAAACGUUAAGGGUGUGAGAUGAUGUAAAGAAAAUGAAACAAUAGGUGGGAAGAAACACGUGACUAGAUGAGAAAAUGGUAUAUAAGAUUUUUACGCAAUGUUCAUAGAACACACAAGAAAUAUAAUUGAGAACACUUUGGCACAUAAAGUUGAAUUAAUUUUCUUUUGGAAGAGAAUAGGACAUUUCCAAAUACUACCAAUUCAAACACUGAAAAAACGAUAUUCAAUUAAAGUUAUUUUUCAAUAUUCAAAUGAAGGAAAUCUGGGACCAGAAAACAGCAAAACUUAGCUAAGAGAUUUUAGUCUACAUUUGGUACAUCCAGAAUCGUUUAGAGCAAGUGUUAGUAAGAAUAUAAAUAAAGUAAGGUAAGACAGUGAACAAAUAUACCUAGUUUCAUUCUUUGCACAGUAGAAAUAAAAUACAAGAUUGAAGAAUGACACCAAUGUACAGACUACAACUGCAACUUCCCUGAGUCUUUACGUAUAUUCCAACUAUUCUACGUGAUAAACAACAAACAAUAAUUAAGCUGCAAAACAAAGCUAAUCUUAAGGUCAUACAGGAAAUUUUGAUAAUAAAAAAAUAAUGAAAAUAUUAUAAUUAGGGAACGGAAUUUAUUGUAAUCAAAAAUGCCAAAAUAUGUACAUACAGUAGGCUAAGCAUUUAUUUUUUCCAAAAUUGUAAGAAAAAGUAUGAAAUAUAUACAAUAAAAUUUUGUGAAAACUUAAAAUGUCUCCAUACAAGCAUUUUCAACUUUUGGAAGAAAAAUGUUAACGGUAAGGUUUUAAACUAUAUUACGAGUGGUUGAACUAACCUCUACAGAUGAAAUUUGACACUAAUCUUACCAACAUAAUACAAAAUAUAAUAUACAAGUACAUACUACAUUCCUACAGGGUUGUUAAUGAGAAAUUGGUUCACAUGUCCACAAUCGUACCACAUGGACAGUGAUAAAACUAGGGGAGGAGGGACAUAGCACCCAAUUCAAUGUAUAUGUAAGGGAACACAAUUUAUUGAUAACAAUUACCACAUUGAUCUCAUCACAGGACUACUUCAAGUCCAAACAGGUAGGAUUUAAUAAACAGAUUCUUAGUUCUGCGUCCCUUCCUGAGGGGUUUAUGUUUCUCGGUGGGGUGCAUAAAGUGUGAUGAGACAACGGUCACUAAGAAAUGUUUGUCAGAUUUCGAUUGAUUUACGCAUGGGCCUUAUGAAAUAUGAUCAAGCACUUGGUUGUGAUUACUUCUCCUUCAUGAACAUCUGCUCACCUUUCAUUCUGAAUAUCUGAAUUUCGAGAAGCAGGUAUUAAGUUGGACUAAUUCCAGUGAAGGUCUGAAGGUCACAGAUGAGCAGAAUUAUACUACUUUAUUUCACAAGACUAUUUCAAGAACAGAUACUAUUGGCAAACAUGUAUCUACAAUGUUCUGUUUUGAAAUGUAAAUAUAUUCAAAUGUAACAAAAUGCAUAAUAAAUAUGUAGUAAUAGGUAAAACUGUAAUAAUACCAAAAUAUGUAAAAUAAAAAUGCUUUUAUUGCAUUCAGAAUGAUUUGCUAACUCUAAAAAUAAAUUAUGUAUUGGCAUGAAAAUCCGUUCCCUUUUUAAAAUCAAAAGCUUUCCAGAAGGAAUCAAACUCAGCAGGAAUCAUUUAACAUCAAUAUGGGAGAUCAUUCAAGAAAAGAAAUGGGUUCCUGAGGAGAAAAAUUUAUAUUUGUGCCACACACACGAUUCCUAAACAAGAAUAAAGUGUGCUAAAACUUGUGGUGCUAACACAGCACAUAUUUUCUUGCAUUAUUUGUAAUGGCUCCCCAAUAUAACACUACUAUAUGAACCUGCAAAAGUGUUUUCAAC
This is a messenger RNA of Gryllus bimaculatus (two-spotted cricket), 5172 nucleotides long. The record is from the annotation of a GenBank genome assembly. NCBI's taxonomy places the organism in Eukaryota, Metazoa, Arthropoda, Insecta, Orthoptera, Gryllidae.